This is a messenger RNA of Nicotiana tabacum (common tobacco), 1636 nucleotides long. RefSeq lists its product as uncharacterized. The record is from RefSeq and is a predicted model, not a curated record. NCBI's taxonomy places the organism in Eukaryota, Viridiplantae, Streptophyta, Magnoliopsida, Solanales, Solanaceae.
CACAAAUAUCAUCAUCAUCUUCUUAUAAAGUAGGAGUACAACCUAAAGUAAAAGCAAGACCACAAGAGGGCAAAGAGAGAGAGUACAACACAUUAUACAACUCAAAAGCCAUGGACGAUGACAGCUUCAGAGCCCGUGUACACAAAGUUUUCGGCGCUCUCUCUUCAUCAGCACCGUCGUCGGCGUGGUCUCUCACCGACGAUGAAGUGGAGAAGAAAGAGUGGAACCGGAGCGCACUGAAAGAGGAUGAUGACCAAACCCUUUCUUCUUCGUCAUAUGAUGGAUUAUUCAAACAAAAUCGCAGGAGGAACAUGAAUGAUCCAAAUGAUGAGGAAAGUGGUUUUGAGCACCCUAAUGAUGUUUGGGAUAUCAGAUCCUCCAUUGGCUUGGAUUCCACGCUUGAUAAUGAGGACGAGGAAGAUGAAUAUGAUAGAGUGGCGGAAGGCAGAGUGGGUGCUGGUGAUCGCUUGUACAUGAAGAAUGUUAUUGAUCAGGAAACAUCUUAUGAUCCUUCAGGACGUAGCAUCCGUAGAGACGCACGUGCAAAUCAUAUGGCUGCACAAGUUAGGCUGAAGGAAGAUGCUGAUGCUGCUGUGAAAUGUGAAACUCAUUUUGAUGGUAUCACUCUAUAUGGUGAGCAGCAUUCUACUGAACCACUUCAGGUUGAUAGUAAGGUGAAGCCAAUUUUGAAAAGAGCAAGGAAAUCUGAGAAUGGUGAGCUCAAGUCCGCGAAACGAGUCAGGUUUAAUCCUAGUUGUAAAGAUGAAUGUGAAGGGGCAUCAGAGCUAGAAGUUUCUUGGGCAGCUCCUGCAGCAGCAAAUUCUAGUUCUCAAGAAAAUGAAUCUAUUCUUGACAACAGUAGGCCGAAUGUUCCUGAUCAUAUUCUCAACCCUUCAAAGUAUAUUCACUAUAGUUUGGAUUCUUCUAGCAAGCUUGAUGAUGAAUCAAAUAUUCAAGCUUGCGCAUACCUUCUCGAGGAGGUUAAGAAGUUGAAGCAUGAUCAAUUGGCACGAGAAACUAUGGAUGUGUCAGCUACUAAUCCUAAAUCACCAGCCUUUGUACCUAGGCAGAAGAACUCAUAUGCUAUAGCAGCAAAUGAUGCAACUCCGUCAAAGGAAAUGAUUAAAGAUGCUUGUAAUGAAUCGUUGCACCCAAAAGGCUUUCCGGUUGCCAUUGCCGCUGUAGAGGCUCAAGAAAGUGGAGAUCCAAUGGAAGAGGAUAUGGAAGCACAUGUAGGUGACAAUAACAUCGUGUCCCAUAAACAAGAACGCAGCUAUCGAAGAACUCGAUCAAUUGGUUAUAUUCCUUUUGCGAGGAACAAUUGUUGAGUGAAUGUUUUACUUCUGCCCAAUAAAGCAAGGCAGAGAUGAACGACUCUGUUACUUGAGGCUAGCAUGUAUGUUAUAUAAUUCCUUUAGCAGAAAUGCUUGAUACAGUGCAUCUGUUUGCAAGUUGUUGUUUUAGCUGGAUCUCCACCCCUAACCCCUCCAACCUCCACCCCUCCAAAAAAAGAGGAAGAAACAUACAAUAUAUAACUAUAGGGGGACGACAUAAGCAUGGAGUGUACUGACUUUUUGCAUGAACUAUCUGUUUUUAAGGAUUCUUGAUGGAUUAUUCUUAUUAUGUUUGUUUUUUA